GCGGACCAGCGUAGUUUACAUCGUCUUUAUCUCCCUCUGUUAUUUCUUUCUUUCUCUUUUUAAACGAUACGAUCUUGUACGCGAGACGAUCGUUGCUUUUUCGAAGCAACGAGGAGUACGAAGUUGUCCUCGUUUUUAUUUUUAUCACACCGAUGGAAAAUUUGACGUUUAACCUCGAAAGGACAAAUCAAUAGUGAAACGACAUGAACGAGUCGCGAAAUUGACGGACCGGUUUAAACGCAUCUGGCGAAAAGAACGAAACGGAAAUGCGAGCGAAAUAGUCGAGGUGGUUCGAAAGAUUCUUGGAACGAGUGGGUUUUCGUCGGAUACCCGGAGUCGUCGAGUUCGAAUCCGAGGCAAAAGGCGCGUCUAACUAGCCAGGCUUGAUUGAAAGGAGCGCCCGCAGGCCUUUCAAGCUUCGUUACGAGCGAGUCACCCUUGAACCUCGUUAUAUGCAGUCAACUUUUCAACACCUUCGGCGUCGAGGCGCACGCGCCGCACAGAUGCGCCUUCUCGUUGACGUCAAUGCGUCCGAGAACACCGAGGUAUUCUACUAAGGCUUCGCGAAACCACCAAGAGGAAGGAAAAAAAAUUACACUUUUAAUAAGAUUCAUUUUGUAAAUUCAUCGUCGUUUGUACAUGGCGGACAAAGAUAUGAGUUUGUCGCGACGGAACCAAUGUCCAGGACCGUGCAAUCCUCGAAACCGAACCGGUCGAAAAACUUGCCUUCAAAACGUACUAUCGCUUCUCGACGAGCUACCUCCCUGCAUCCGGACGAGAAUUUGCGAGGACGAUUUGCUUGCUUUAUUCGAUAAAUCUCGCCGGUACACCAACGGAGGACCAGAUACUCAAAAGGUAACGACGACUUCCGAAUACCUGUCCCCGGAGUCAACGCGAUCGCCGAGCGAGAAAAUGACAAGCGAGAGAACACUGAUCGAGAAAAUGAUAAGCGAGAGAACACUAAUCGAGAAAACACAGAGCGAGAGAACACAGAGCGAGAGAACACCAAGCGAGAGAACACAACGCGAGAAAACACCAAGCGAGAGAACACAGCGCGAGUUAACACCAAGCGAAAGAACACAGAGCGGGAGAACACCGAGCGAGAGAACACAGAUCGGGAGAACACCGAGCGAGAGAACACAGAUCGGGAGAACACCGAGCGAGAGAACACAGAGCGAGAGAACUCAGAGCGAGAGAAUACAGAGCGAGAGAACACAGAGCGAGAGAACACAGAGCGAGAGAACACAGAUCGGGAAAACACCGAGCGAGAGAACACAGAGCGAGAGAAUACAGAGCGAGAGAACACCGAGCGAGAGAACACAGAGCGAGAAAACACCGAGUCGUCGUACGGAGAGUGUAAAAACGGCGGAAUCGUUUGAAAAAAAGAUGCAAAUGUUUCGAAAAAUGAAGGUUUCGUCUAAUAAACUGGAUAAGGAAGAAAAGGAGAGCGGGAAGGUAAAAGGAAGACAAGAUAAAGGUACGAAUACAGAAGACAAGGAAACUCAGACGGACUCCUCGGCGAACGAGGAGGCGGCUAGAAUAUUCAGAAAAUGUUGCAAUACUAUCGGAAAAGGAUGUGUUAGAGCACAAAACGUGGUGGCACGUGGAAUGCACGCGUUGGAUUUGAUCAACUUAUCACCAUCUACUUGCCGUAUGAUCAACGCGAUCACCUACGCGAUCAUUAUCUUUCUACCGGCCAUGUUCUCGUGCAACAGCCCCGCUUAUCAAAUCUUUUUAUCCAGUCAAAUUUGCGGGAUCCUCGUAAUGUUGAGCUGGAGAAUCUCCGGAACCGUUCCUUUCUAACGUGAAUCUCGACCUCGUUCGCCUUUUUCCCCUCUUCGAACGCCGGGGAACAGAGAUAAACACAGCGUUCGCGACACGCUGAAAGUUACAAGAGAAGAACCACGAGAUAAUUAUACGGCCACCGACGACGACGCCAAGAGCUUACGAUCCAGCUUGGUUAACAACGAUCACGUUGAAAGCCACGAAUGCAACAAAUCGUGAGAUCGCGUUCAUUGAAUGACGGCCGGAGCCGAGACCGCAAAGCCCGCAAUCGUUUUAAAGUCAUCGACCGCAAGAUACGAUUCACGGACCAACGAGCUUUCGAUUUCUCCGCGAUUCAACAACGAUACACGAGGAAACACGUUUAACCCUUCAUCGAGGCUCGAGUUCUGUUUGUUAUCAGAAAUUUUCACGAAAAGAAAACACGUUACAAGAUCGCUCGGAUUUCUGUAGAAACGAAGCAUCGUGUGGGUGCGUUUCGGGAGUUAGAGGGAGUCCGUGAAGCCAUCAGGCCCGAGGACAGACAGAAGCGGCAGGAAGGGCUGCUACAAAUGGAUUACGGAAGCAGUGGAUAUUAUAGCGAUCCGAAGGGCCAUCCGAGUUACUUAAAUGUUUGUCGUGCUAACGACUUCGCAACGCUCCGCGCCAGGUGUUGUUCCUGUUAUAAUUAUAUGCCCGUGGCACUUUUCUUCGUCGUGAAAUAGCCAGCUUCGAAACGUUUCGAGGAUUAGUUAUAUAAAAUAACGCGUUUCCCGUACAAUUCAUACCAACAGCUACUCGAUUAAAACCCUGUUUACACAAA
This is a messenger RNA of Osmia lignaria (orchard mason bee), 2584 nucleotides long. The record is from RefSeq and is a predicted model, not a curated record. NCBI's taxonomy places the organism in Eukaryota, Metazoa, Arthropoda, Insecta, Hymenoptera, Megachilidae.